This is a messenger RNA of Rhineura floridana, 4482 nucleotides long. RefSeq names its product serine/threonine kinase 32C (gene STK32C). NCBI's taxonomy places the organism in Eukaryota, Metazoa, Chordata, Lepidosauria, Squamata, Rhineuridae. Gene Ontology annotation, biological process: G protein-coupled receptor signaling pathway; protein phosphorylation; regulation of signal transduction. The record is from RefSeq and is a predicted model, not a curated record. The transcript has 12 exons. The coding region runs from base 318 to 1604 and encodes 428 amino acids. Gene Ontology annotation, molecular function: G protein-coupled receptor kinase activity; ATP binding; G protein-coupled receptor binding.
CUCUUGGGCCGUCGCGGCAGCCCUCAGCACUUUUCUCCUCUCCUCUCUCCCUCCCCCCUGUGCCAUGUGUGUGCGCGCCGUGCAGACAAAAGCGAGUGAAUAGAGAGAGAGGAGAGAGAGAGAGAAAAGCGAGGGGCUGGCAGGGAAGAAGAGCCGCUCAGACACGUUACACACAGGCGCACAAACACACACACGCCAGAUCCAUCUUGAAGGUGUUCCCCCGCCGCUCUCUCGCUCUCUCUCUCCCCAGCCGCCGCGCCCGGCUCGCCCGGCUCCCCAGGACUUCUGUAGGGAAUGCCAUCGCGCUUCCUUCGCCAAUGUUUCAGUGGAGCAAGUGGAAGAAAAGGAUGGGCGCCAGCAUGUCCUCCUCGUCUUCCAAAAGACCCGUCUUCGAUGAGAAGGAGGAUGUGAAUUUUGAUCACUUCCAGAUACUUCGAGCAAUUGGGAAGGGAAGUUUUGGCAAGGUGUGCAUUGUUCAAAAGAAAGACACAGAGAAGAUGUACGCCAUGAAGUACAUGAACAAACAGCAGUGUGUUGAAAGGGAUGAGGUUCGAAAUGUGUUCAGAGAACUGGAGAUCCUGCAGGAAAUUGAACAUGUCUUCUUGGUGAAUCUCUGGUACUCAUUUCAGGAUGAAGAAGACAUGUUUAUGGUAGUGGAUUUACUCCUGGGUGGUGACCUACGUUAUCAUCUCCAGCAAAAUGUGCAGUUCACCGAGGAAACGGUGAAACUCUAUAUCUGUGAGAUGGCAUCAGCUUUAGAUUAUUUGCGCAGUCAGCACAUUAUACACAGAGACGUGAAACCAGACAACAUUCUCCUUGAUGAACAAGGCCAUGCACACCUAACUGAUUUUAAUAUUGCAACAAUCAUCCGAGAUGGUGAAAGAGCAACUGCUCUAGCUGGAACUAAACCAUAUAUGGCUCCAGAGAUCUUUCAUUCCUUUGUGAAUGGUGGAACAGGUUACUCCUUUGAAGUUGACUGGUGGUCACUGGGAGUGAUGGCGUAUGAGCUCCUCCGUGGAUGGAGGCCUUAUGACAUCCACUCCAAUAGCCCAGUGGAAUCUUUAGUUCAAUUGUUCAGCACUGUGAGCGUCCAGUAUGCCACAACAUGGUCAAAAGACAUGGUGGCAUUAUUAAGAAAGCUUUUGACAGUGAAUCCUGAGCAUCGGUUUUCUAACCUAGCUAACAUCCAGACUUCUUCAUACUUAUCUACCGUGGACUGGGAUGAAAUCUGUGAAAAGAAAGUAGAGCCAGGCUUUGUACCUAAUAAAGGCCGUCUGCAUUGCGACCCCACCUUUGAGCUGGAAGAGAUGAUCCUGGAGUCGAGGCCUCUGCACAAGAAGAAGAAGAGGCUUGCAAAGAAUAAAUCCAGGGAUAAUAGCAAGGACAGCUCACAAUCUGAAAAUGACUACCUCCAGGAAUGCCUUGAAGCAAUUCAGCAAGAUUUUGUCAUUUUUAACAGAGAGAAGUUGAAGAAGAGCCAUGAUCAAAUGAACGAGUCCAUAUCUCCUCCUGAAACAACAGAUGAAGCCGAGACUGAAACAGAAUCUGAAAAUUCCAACCUGAAUAUGUGUAGCUCAGUAUGUUCUUCUACAGGCAGCAGCUAGGACUACAGAGGCGAGGCAAAGGGGACAGAAGCUUGCGCAUCUCUUGAAUAAAUCAUUCUCAGGUUGCACUGACAAGCAGAUGAUGAUACACUGAGUACUUUGGUGGAGGAAAAGAAGAGGAGUCACACAAACCAACACUGUAGAGCCGCAGCAGAGGCAGAUAGCUCUUUCCAGAACUCAUGGAUUUUUUUAAAAAGUUCACCUCUGUUACCUGAUACUUUGCUAUGCAACACUUUGGCAAAAACCAUUCCAUGUUUUUCUUUGUCCUUUUAUUUUCACAGGGACAGAUAAUUGGGUCUGAAGUAUGUUUUCAUGCGGUAAGGGUUCCAGACCCAAUUCUAGCUUAGGGCCAAGAGAAUGCAGAUUGAAAGCAUGCACAGUGGGGUGAAAGGGCUAGGAAAGAUGGCAAAAGCAACUGAAAACUCAUUUUGACAGGACAGUUGCUGUACUCUGGCUGAAGCUUGUUGCAUGCAAGAUUGUCUCUUGGUAUUUUCAGAGCAUUUGAGGGUUCUUACAAAGUGUGGCAGCUGCAACUUGCCCGCAGGGGAUGGGCUCAACUGGGAUUCUAGAGUGACAUCUUAACCAUACAUGAUUUUCAGCGGGUCUAGUCUCAGUGUUAAUGGAUGUUUUCCAAGGCAUUGGAAUGAUCCCGCCUAGGGCCAAAUGUGCUGGGUUUUUGCACCUGAAAUGUCAAAAUGGUUUGCUGCAAGGCAGAGUGUUUUCCUAAGCAUAUUGAAUCUUUUCACAAAGCUACUCUUACUUGCAAGGAGCUAUGUAAAGCUAUAAGCAUAUAUAAUAGAGGCUAGUGUUUCCUUCACUCAUCUGAAGGAGCAAGGUACAUGGUUGGCUGGAUUUAGAUGAGAUAGCUAUAAUAUAAUGCCCCAGGUAUGGAGGAAGUGAUGCCUUGAUGCACCUUUCUGUUUAUGUUGUUUUAAGUGUAUUUUAAAAUACUGUACAUAAAAUCACUGGUAGCUGUCUUAGCUUCUCCUGAGGAUAGGAGAGUUCUGACAUUUCCUCCAGCUGUGGAUAUUGCCUUUUUAAUUGUUUCAGAAGCCUCCCCCCCAUCCUAGAUUGAGACUGCAGUCCUAUACACACUUACCUGAGAGUCAGCCCCAUUGAACUCCGUGGGACUUAGUGCUGAGUAGGAUUGCACUGCCAGUGUCUUAAUUUACUGUACAGUGUCUUUAGGAGACUAUUAUCAAACAUAAAACCCUGGUUCUAAGACAGUAAAUAUUUGUGCUGCACAUAACUUUCAUAAGUGUUCUAAUUCAAACUGUUUCUUAUCAAAUGUCUACGAGAUUGACCUGUUUGCAUUCCAGUUGUCUUUUCCUGAAGGAAAGUGAACUUAGCAUGCUUUAAUUUCCACACAUUUAUUCCCCCUGCUCUUUUAUUGAGGUGCCUGCUGUGGGCCAACAUGCCAGGGUUGAACCAGGAUCCUUUGAAAAUAGGAACCUUUACAGCCUUACUUACAAAGCUACGACUACCUCUGUAGUUGUGCUGUAACAAGUUCCUUUAUAUGUCACCAUUGCUAAGGAGCAGUGAUAGCACGGAAUUCAUACCGGUUCCCCUAGUGUGGGGUUUCCACAAAUAUCUUAGGUCUUGAUCAUUUUUUAAAUGGUUUUUCAUUUCCACGAACACAACACAUGGUACUGAACAAUUUUAUAUAGAUAAAGACCAAAAUGUACUCACUUUUCCACAGUUUUAUGUGGAGUUUGGUAGGAAAUGAGCAUUGUGCGGGAUUAGGGAUGUUGGAGAAUUCUGACAGAAAUGGGAAUGAAAUUGCCAAUGUUCGCUUAUUCAUUCUAUGUCUGGAACAGAAAUUAGUCCUGUGAAUACAAUCUGUAUUCACUGUUGUUGUUGCUUUCAGUCUGCAAAUGAUACGUAAUUGAUUACGGGUUUCCCCCCAUUUGCGUCGCAUUUCCUUUGCAUUGAAAUGAAUGGAGCAGGAUAACAUAAUGACAACAUAAUUUAUGUAAUAAUUUAUGUAAUUAAUUAUGUAAGUUACAUGAGUUAUGUAAUUUCCCCAUAGGGGACAGCAAGACAAAUAAUGUAGUUUUUGGCGAAAGACAAACCGCAGCAGGAAAGUGAUGCCUUCUUACAUCCCUAUGCACAACCAAAAUUUCAUUAAGAAUAACUUUUUUAAAAAAUUCAAAUUUGCUAGGAUACAGUGUGUGGGUAUACAAAGAAGGCAAAGCUUUCCUAUCCCUUUCCCAAGUAUUUGUAGGCCAUAACCAGAUAAAUGCAAUGCCCACUCUACAAUUAAACUGUAGGGAGUGCUCACUUUGGGGAGUAGUACGAGUGUCCUUAUCUCUCUGGGUUUUAAGAGAGUAACUCUCAAACAGAUUCACAACCCAGGUUGCACCAAUCCAGCAGCUGUCGUAGUGCAGCCCCACAAAACCUGAUGUUAGGCUGGUACUGCAGUAAUAUUGUGCUGCCAGUGUAGCCAUCUGUGCCAGCAGAAAUGUUCAAAGUCAAAGUGCCAACACAGUUAGCCAGCUGGUUCAGCUGCAUUAGCACAAGAGACUUUACAGCUUUAAUUCCACACUUAAGUAUGGGUUGGCAAUUGCAUGCUCUGUUUCUCCGCUGUGAUGAAUUCAUCAAUCACAGAUUUAACUUGUUGAAUUUUUAAUCAUUACCUCCAAGUGGUCUCUUGGAAUGAUUGUUUAGUGCAGGAAGCAUUAUGAUAAAGGUUCUGCCUUGAUAUAUGUAUAUAUAUUUAAACCCUGCUAUCUUGUUAAAACAUUGUCUGUAUUUAAAUAAUCUGAUCCAUAUUGUUAUUGGCUAAUUAAAAAGGUAAAGGUGUCCCCGCACUUAUAGUGCAAGUCGUUUCCGACUCUUAGGGUGACGUCUUGCGACGUUUACAAGGCAGACCGUAUAU